UGUUGUACAUUACAUAUUUACACUUCACCAACACAAGGAAAUAUUUAAUUCGUUUAACGAGUUGUACAUAGGUACUUUUUGCGCUAAAUAUUUCAUUGUAUAAUGUUCGAUUGGCCGUUUCUAAAAUAAAGUAAAUUAUAUACCUAUGUAUUUUAAUAGUCUAUUAAAUCUCGAGCGUUUUAUAAACGAUUAAAUUUUUAGUCAUUCGAAUUAUCACGUCAUGAUGACAAUCAUGAAAUCUGGAAACAGUGCGGUUAAGUGUACUUAACUUAUUCAUAUACGGUGGUCUGGAAUAGUACCUGGGAAGGUUAUAUGAUUCCUAUUUCCGAAAAUCAUUACAACAGUAAAUAUUUAAUCGGUUGUGGUACCUGAAAAAGCAUUCCGUAGUAUUGUUUCUCAUCUGCAGACGUGAGUUACCUAUAUUUUCUCUUUUUAUUUUUUCGCGCGAAAGUGGUGCUUAUAUUUAGAAUUCGCGAAGUUGCUUGCGAUUAUUUUGUUGAAUAUAGUUAAAGACUUAUAAUGCCGCCGAAUAACAGCGAAAGUAUUAUAAUGAAUGCAAAACCAGAAAACUCGGAAUUAGAUUUCUUGGAAGUAAGUGGACUUGUAUCGACUAAGAGCGAACCAAAAGAAGAAACUACAGAAUCUAAGAGGCAGCCCAUCAUAUGGAUAAACGUCGUAUUAAUUACACUUUUCCACCUUUUCGCCACAUAUGCGUUUUUCGCAUACAUUUUUCGUAUAAAGCUGAUAACCAUUGCUUGGGGAUUCGUCAUUGGUGGCAUCGGCGGUUUUGGUAUCACAGCCGGAGCUCAUAGAUUAUGGUCUCAUCGUUCGUACAAAGCCAAAUUACCGUUACAAUUAUUUUUACUAUACUGCUAUUCGACUGCUGGUCAGAACUCAAUUUUUGAUUGGGUUAGAGACCAUAGAGUCCAUCAUAAAUUCAGCGAAACGGACGCAGAUCCUCAUAAUUCUAAGCGUGGAUUUUUCUUUUCACACGUCGGAUGGCUUAUGCAAAAGAAGCAUCCUGAGGUGCUUCGAAAAGGAAAAAUGGUCGAUAUGAGUGAUAUUACCGGUGACCCUUUAUUAGCUUUUCACACCAAGUAUUUCAUAUAUUUCAAGUUGCUAUGUUGCUUCAUUAUUCCAGUACUCGUGCCAGUCUACGGAUGGGAUGAAUCGUGGAAAUAUGCAAUUUCUUCGCAAGCGUUCGUUCGUUACGUAUUGAAUUUGAAUUUUACUUGGUCCGUCAAUAGUGUAGCUCAUAUAUGGGGACAAAAGCCAUACGAUAAACGAAUCAUGCCAGCUGAAAAUAUUGGCGUAGCUAUUGUAGCCAUGGGCGAAGGUUGGCACAAUUAUCAUCAUGUUUUCCCCUGGGAUUAUAAAGCUGCCGAAUUGGGCGAUUAUAAAUUCAACAUUACUACCAUGUGGUUGGAUUUUUUCUCCAAAAUUGGAUGGGCUUACGAUAUGAAAACUCCCUCCAAAGAUUUAGUGCAUAAGACGAUGGCGAAACAUGGAGACGGAAGUCAUCAUAUACCAGAAGUGCCCUAUGUAGAACCAAAUGAAAAAGAAAAGUCUGAAUAAUUUACAGUUUUACGUCGUAAUACCUAUAGAUAUUACCUAUUUAUAAUUUUUUUUCCAAAAAUAUGGUUGUGUUAUAAACCGAGUUGUAUAAUGUUAUAUAUAUUUUUUUCGUCGAAUUACUAAGAUGACAAAAUUUUACUUUUAUUGUACCUAUUUUUAAUUAAUUUAUUAUUUUCUUGCGUAUUAUUUUAAAGAUUGUUGUAUUCCAUUUUUUUUUACAUAAUUGUUUUAUAUAAAGGUAUAGUACAAAUAAAUUUUUUUGUACUUUUUAUCGUA
This is a messenger RNA of Planococcus citri (citrus mealybug), 1851 nucleotides long. Its product is annotated as acyl-CoA Delta-9 desaturase-like. The transcript has 6 exons. The record is from RefSeq and is a predicted model, not a curated record. Gene Ontology annotation, biological process: unsaturated fatty acid biosynthetic process. The coding region runs from base 520 to 1575 and encodes 351 amino acids. Gene Ontology annotation, molecular function: iron ion binding; stearoyl-CoA 9-desaturase activity. Gene Ontology annotation, cellular component: endoplasmic reticulum membrane. NCBI's taxonomy places the organism in Eukaryota, Metazoa, Arthropoda, Insecta, Hemiptera, Pseudococcidae.